AUGGAGCAGAAUCUCGAUGAAAACACUCGGCGGGAGUUGGAGCAGGAGCUGCAGACGGAAAUUUUCCCUGGGACGGAGAUUAUGACAGAUGUGGGAAACCACCAUUUUGUCAAAUCAUCCAGCGGCGAACACUCGGUGCUGGUGCCUCAGCCGAGCGACGCUGAAAAUGACCCUCUUAAUUGGACCCGGGCUUGGAAGUUUUCUACUAUAUAUUGUGCGCUGCUAUGCUCUCUUGUGCAAGGCAUAGGCCCGAUUGCCUUGGCUCCUAUGUUUCCAUAUUACAUGAAGGAAUUUCACUCAAGCCUGGCGGAUGUCGUGCAACUCACCGGAAUUACUAUCUUAGUGCUAGGAUUUAGCAAUUUUAUCUGGGUGCCAAUCCAGUCCUGCUUUGGGAGACGGCCUGUGAUGGUGAUUUCGACUUUAAUUUGUUUGGCUAGUAGCAUCUGGAAAGCAAAGGCCACAUCGUACGGAAGUUUCCUAGGUGCUUGUGUGCUGAAUGGGAUUGGCGCAGGCCCUUGCGAGAGUACCCCGCCAACAAUCAUCGCAGAUGUCGUCUUCCUCCACGAUCGAGGAAAGUACGAAACGCUGUAUUUUGCAGUUUAUUUUGGUGCCUUACAGUUGGGUCCUAUUCUCUCAGGUCACAUGGCAGAGUACGCUGGAUUACCGAGCUUCUGGUGGCUGAAUGCUGCUCUUCAGGGCUUCGCAGUGGUUUGUUUCAUCUUUCUACUUCCCGAGACAAAAUUCAGACAGGGGCCUGUGCUUGAGAACACAACCAACCAACCUACGUCUGACGAUUCUAUAUCUGACGAGAAGAACUCCAACUUCGAACAGGUGGAAACCAAGAACAGAUCACUUGUGGGGAAUUCAGAUCCAGAAAAAGAAGGCCAAUCUCGAGCCCAAGGUAUAACUCCCGCACAUAGCCAUCAAUGGCUAACCAAGGGAAAGCCGUCAAAGAGCCAGUGGAAGUUAUUCCAACCAUAUGAAGGUAACUUUUUGCUGGAGCUAUGGCUCCCGUGGAAAGUGUACUUCUUUCCCAUCGUUCAAUUUGCUGCCUUGGUUGUAGCAUGGUCUUGCUCUGCAUCACUUACACUUAAUCUCACUCAAUCGCAAGUAUUUACUGCACCACCCUAUAAAUUUAGCUCUUCUACGAUAGGGUUCUUCAAUUUUGCAAUUUUCGUGGGCGUUUUGAUCGGCCUAUUCACAGCCGGCCCUUUAAGUGAUCUUAUCGCAAAGUGGUUAACAAAGAGAAAUAACGGUAUUAGAGAGCCAGAGAUGAGAUUGCCAGCUAUGAUUCCCUACAUUAUUAUUAUGAUUAUUGGGAAUGUCAUUGUCGCUCUUGCAUAUGAACACUCUUGGAACUGGAAGAUUACCGUUAUCAUUGGCUAUACCUGUGCUGGCAUCCAGCUCGCUGCUCUCCCGUCAAUUGCAUCUACCUAUGCUGUAGACUCGUACAAGCCAGUUACAGGUCCUCUAUUCGUGGCCAUCACGAUUAACAAGAACCUCUGGGGGUACGGAUUCUCAAAAUAUCUCACUGAAUGGACCCUAAAGAGUGGAUACAUUACGCCAAUUAUGACCAACAUGGCUUUGAUAACGCUCUGGUGUCUCUGUGGUCUUAUAUUUUGGUUUUGGGGGAAGACUUUUAGAAAGUGGACAAGCGGCUCUAAAGUGCACGCCAUGUAA
Messenger RNA from Talaromyces proteolyticus, 1680 nucleotides. RefSeq names its product major facilitator superfamily domain-containing protein. The transcript is spliced from 8 exons. Gene Ontology annotation, biological process: transmembrane transport. The record is from RefSeq and is a predicted model, not a curated record. NCBI's taxonomy places the organism in Eukaryota, Fungi, Ascomycota, Eurotiomycetes, Eurotiales, Trichocomaceae. Gene Ontology annotation, molecular function: transmembrane transporter activity. Bases 1 to 1680 code for a protein of 559 amino acids.